GACGUCUGAACUCCGAAUUUACUAUCCUUAUCUUAUCAUCACUGGCACACGCAAAGUUAUCUCACUCCAUCGUUGAUUCACCUAGUACUCAAUGUAAGGUGAACAGACCAGUGUAGUGUACCUACCAUGAGAUCGUUCAAAUUAACAUCUUGAAAAUGAAAUUCCUCUCGUUCGUCGCUAUCAGCGCUCUACUAAUUGUUAUUCACCCAGUUAAUUCCCAAACGCGAAUCCCUUCGUAUCUGCAAGAAUGUUACGAGGAGAAGACGUUCCGUGGACCUCACCUCCCGCUAAAUCUACAAACAUUUAUCGAUAUCAUAAGAAAAGCUGAAAAAUAUUCCGAUGGGUCCAUAGACUUGAGAAUUUUCACUUCAUCUCUUCUCCAUCGAUUCAAAUUCGAUGGAAUUGAAUGGCAUAAGGAUCUCAAAUUUGAGGAGGGAAUUUUGCCCUUCGGUGGAACCGGUCCUCAGAGAACGAAAAAUCAAAUUAUCGAGGAGUUAGUUCCAGGAAAUUAUAAACAGUUCCCGGAUAAAACUUUAACGAAACUGGAACGUUGUGCUCUUCAUCGCGCCCUUUCUAACACUAUUUCCGAGCAUGAGGAUUCAUCCAGUGAUAAAUUCUGUAUGGAACGGCCAACGGAAAAAAUAGCUGAAAAUAUGGUGCCCGCGGGGAUGAGGAAUUGUCCUCUGGAAUUCGGUGUCAUCCUGACGCCGUACGGAACCGUAGCUCCAGGAGCUUUGAUCGCAGGCAUUGCUGCUGCCCUCCAACCCCAAACGGUUGCCGUCAAGUUGCUCUUGAAUAUUCCUGAUCAAAAUAAUUACAAUGAUUACGAGGUCGACAUUAUGAUCCCCAAGAGUGAAAUGACACCCUUCAGAUCUAUGUGGCUCAAUUCUAUUCUCGCAUCUGAUACCAAGCUGGAUAAUGUUUGGGCCUCAACUGUUGCUGGCGAUUUAGCAGAAAUGGCAGUCCAUCAAGGACCAUCGAUGGGCAAUCGAAUGCUACUUGGAGCCACUGGAUUCUGGAACAGUUCCAUAAGACCUCAGAUAUUUUACCUACUUGGAAAAGAUGGAAGUUUUGAUGCUACGAGAGCAGAAAUCGUCGGAGCUGUCGAUGGCUUUAUAAUCGCCAAAUAUCUGAAACAGUGGACCUCAAACUUUACCACCCUUCGGCUCAGUGAGCUCUUGAGCAUGUACUAUUCCUCGAAAGGUGUAAGUUUCGACUCGUCAGUGAAAGCCUGCAACCGGGGUAAAUCCUUCUGGUAUAUGGCGUCAAUGACAACCCUAGAACAACAGGUUUUUGCAACUUCCCAGAUUUUAGCUUAUCGCUGCAGUGCUGUCCACAUGACGGACGAGGUAUUGAAGAAAAUGGUCCACUAUUCAGUGACUAAAUUUUCAGAUUACGUAAAUAAUCACUUAUUCCCCGAGCUUCACUGCAUUAAGGAAAAACGUUAUCCCACAGUUGAAGUCUUAGUGACUUUGGAUGGGGCUUGGUCGCACGAGUACACAACGGAUUUUCUAGCCGUUUUACUAGAAGAUCUGAAUGUCUCUCCCUUCGGCUCGAGUAUUGGACUCAUCAACGGAACAACUGGUGAAUGGCUUUUAAACGUCACACAAAGUUUUUCCACAGCGCAUUCAAGAAUUUUGAAUCAAAUUUCAUCGGAAAAAUUAAAUCUCGUGAAAAUUUUUGAGGCUGCAUCUAAUUACUACACGAAUAAAUGGAAUGAGCUUCAUAAAAAUCACACAAUCGGAGGAUUGGGUCAAGCAAUCGUGAUGCUAGCCCCUCUGAUUCAACUGUCUGAAUCUGACGUCCAAAAAUCACUCAAUUCUUUAAAGAGAAUGAGGACUCGCCACCCAGAUAUCCACAUAAUUUAUUACACAACGCCAGAGAAGGCAGAACAGCUGCGACCACUUUUAACAUCCUCAAAUGACUACUUACUAUCGACUUUGAGGAUCAGUGACAUCAAUGAUUACCUCCUGGAGCUUCCAAGGAGCAUCAGGCCCAGACCAUGCAAUCCAAACGUGACAUUAGGGAUCAGGGAUCAAGUGGAGGGCUACGUUUAUCCUCAGGAAGUGAUUACUUAUCGAGUGGAUCCUCUCUGGCGAGCCAACACCAAGAGAGUCACUGUAAAAAUGAUAGGAGUGGGAUAUGGUUCAUUGGAGAUUUGCAUGUGGAAUCAAAUGGAGAAUAGUAUUAAGAGAGAAUUAUUAUUCUGUAGAGAAUUGUCAGGAAAUGAUGAAACGGAAUUAACAGAUUUUUAUACGUGCAAAAAAGAUAAUUGUCCAGCUAUUUUUUACAAAGUUCGAGGACUCUCAUCGACGUAUAAAUGCACCGAAAUCGACUGUAGAACUCCCGAGGACAUCAGGUAUGUACUGCGAAUGGAAAAUCUUCAGUGCUCCACAGCCAAAAAAUUCACCCCUUCUCUGAUAGUCUCACUAUUAUUACUGUUUUGUACUUCAAUAAAAUAUACUCCUAAACUAUAA
Messenger RNA from Diachasmimorpha longicaudata, 2477 nucleotides. RefSeq lists its product as uncharacterized. Lineage: Eukaryota; Metazoa; Arthropoda; Insecta; Hymenoptera; Braconidae. The record is from RefSeq and is a predicted model, not a curated record. The transcript has 6 exons. Bases 156 to 2477 code for a protein of 773 amino acids.